GGCAAUAAUGGCUGCACUAGCUUUUGAUCGUAUCCGGAGCCAUUUCUAUUCCCUUACUUUGUACAGUGCGACAAGUGAUAUUCGACAAGCCAUGCUCCCUUCUACUCUUUCUCCUCUAUCUGUAGAGAAAUCCGAAUGACCGGGGAAUACCUCCAACUUCUCCAUCUUCUCCAGCUUACAUAAAGCGUCUCUUAUCAUCCGUCCCAUCAUCAUUGCUUUCGCGCUCUUUGUUGAUUUGGAGGUCGCCAUGGAAGCCCCCGCAAAUGCUCCGCUGGUAGGUUGAGCAGUCGACUUUCUUUAGCAACGCUUAUCUAGGGCUGUUCUGUUCUAUUGUUGUCACUCCGGCAGAGCGGCGAUGUCGCUGUGGCUCGGCUCCGGCCGGCGAUCAGCAUCUUUCGCAGACAGCGGCGUAGGGUUUUCAAUGGGGCUUGAGAAGAGGAGAGUGGUUGCAAUCUCAGAGGAUGGGGAUGGCAGCGAGAAUAAUUCCCAUGAGAGGGAAGAUGUGAAACCGUACACGACAAUUCGCGUAUCGACAAGCAACUAUUUUACGCAGGAGGGAGAAACCCUACUGGUACAGCUACCGACGAGCAUGCAUCUCUGGUUCGGACAUGUGCGGUCUUAUCAAAUCCGGCCAAAUAAUCUUCCAAAGCAGGUUCUAAGCAUGAGAAGGGCUGGCGAUGCUAAUGUGGUGGCACAGUUUGUAGCACACUUCACUCGUCAAUUCAUUGAGGUGUGGAAGAAGAAGCAGCCGAAUGAAGGCACUGAGAAAAAAAUAGGGAAGCUUAUAGAAGAGAAUAUUGGGAAGGCAAUGAAUUUCCUCCAGUCAUCUGUGUCAUCUACGUUGAAGCUCCCUGAGCCCAACGCCCCAUUAUAGAACCCGGCUACACCCUGCACGUGCCCAUCAACUACUCCUAUACAGUUACUUAUAUGGUAUAUUAUUCUUCCCUUUGUCAUCUUCUGUUGACGCCCUCGGGAGCUUGAAAUUUUUAAGGCGGGAACAGAUAGCGAGACUUGCACAUCUUUUGCUUCAUAUUGCUUAUUAUUAUUACUAUUUACUCUUUUGUGAAGGAUUUGGUUGCACAGUACAGAGAGAUUGCUGAUUGCAAUUUAUAGAAUGUUUUGUAAAAUGUAUAUUUUGUGUUUGAAAGUGGUGGCUGCAGAUGAGAGAAAAAUGUCUGUUUUAUUGUUGUUUUCACUUUUUUUUUUAAGGUU
Messenger RNA from Phalaenopsis equestris, 1212 nucleotides. RefSeq lists its product as uncharacterized. Bases 356 to 874 code for a protein of 172 amino acids. The transcript has 4 exons. Lineage: Eukaryota; Viridiplantae; Streptophyta; Magnoliopsida; Asparagales; Orchidaceae. The record is from RefSeq and is a predicted model, not a curated record.